Anopheles merus is the source of this 5738-nucleotide messenger RNA. Its product is annotated as trithorax group protein osa-like. The transcript has a single exon. Lineage: Eukaryota; Metazoa; Arthropoda; Insecta; Diptera; Culicidae. The record is from RefSeq and is a predicted model, not a curated record. Bases 1751 to 5626 code for a protein of 1291 amino acids.
GGCCACGGGUCCAGUUUUGAAUGGGACAAGGCUCUGCCGCCUCGUUUGCACGUCACGUUCUCUCGCUGGGCUCUGUUUGUUUGGGACGGCAUCGUUCGGUUUCAUUUUAAAACGCGUCCUCAACCGAAGCGAACGCAGGUUGAGCUGCUGGGCGUCUCCGUGUGUCGUUUCGUAGUAGCAUUCGCAGUUUCGCCAGUCGGUGGACUCCAAUCGCCUUUUGGGUUUGGAAUCCGAUUUUUGCAUCUCCCGUUGCAUCUCCCCGUUCUCCCCCUGGGGUGGGAUAGUGCAUCAUCGCUGCCCCUUCACAACCUCCCGCCCCGCAACUAUUCGCUUAUCGCGAGGUAUUUACUAGGCCAAACACAGCAAAACAAGAACACAACCGUUUGCCAAACCCCGUUUGAGUAGAGUGUUUAGUUGCGUGCGCGAAGUGAUUUUGUUCGUUCUAUCUCGCUUUCGGUUUACAAAGAGAGAGAAAGGAAAGUGUCGCGAUCGCGUUGUGAAAAGUGGCAGUGAAACAAACGGUUGAUUUGAAAACGCACUUGUACCAAACCUCUACAGGAAGCGACAACAAAAAACAAACAAACAAACACAUAUCGAAACCAGCAUAUAUUACACAAAGCUAGACAAACAAAAAAAAAGCACAAGAUAAAGAAAACACAGCAACAGUUUGGUUUGUGGUUCGUGAUCGGUUUUCUAGCCACCCAGCUACCGCCCAGCCCCAAAGGCCCGUUUGAAACCCCUCAACAAAUUAAUGCAAGCCGGCGGAGAGCGAAAGACUCCAGCGAAAGACAGACUCCGACCAGUGUGUUUGUGUGUGUAUUCAAGUGUGUGACUGUGUGCGCGCGCCGUUUUCUUCCUUUCUUCUAUCAUUCCACCGGAACCACGGCACACCGGUGCGUGCACGGGGUGGAACACAACAAAAACGGUGAUAAUUAAAAUUUAUUGAAAAUCUAUGUUAAUUUGCCGCGGUUUGUCACCGAGACGAGGAAAGAGAGAGAGAGAGCAGUGUGUAAAGGAAGUGACCACAAAGUGUUUGUGUGUGCGUGUGCUUGUGUUUGUGGGUCUGUUUCGAUUGUGUUUGAGGGUGAUCUGCGGUGCGCUACUAGCAGCAAUCGGUCUCCCCCAAAACUCCAACACACACGCGGGUUCGUUGUUUCGCGCCGUUCGGUCAGAGACUUGAGCUGAGGGAUACACGCGCCAUCGCACGUACAGCGGUGCAGCUCGCUGCAGUGCAUCAACGGAGGGUUUGUCUUCAAACCAGUGGACAACGUCCUAUCUCGGCAUUCGUGUUAAUUAGGGUGGCGAUUUAUGUGAAGAUUCUGCUGCAUCGUGAUCCUUGCUACCACCACCGCUACCUGUGAACCAGAACGUGUACCAGAAGCGCCUGCAUAGGUGGAUCUGUUUCUGUGUAUGUGCGUGUGUGUGUGUGAGUGGGUGGAAAACCAAGCCAGUUUGGCACAGGUGAGCAAUUGUGAGCCACUUUGAUUACCCUGCCAGGCGUUCGGGUGCAAUUAAAAAGGGAACGACACUGACGGGCAACAGUGAGUGUGCCAUCAUAUCGUACCGAGUCGUCAUCGCCUGCAGACAAGUGUCCGGCUCCUGUGAGGCUUUAUACUCAAGAACUUGCAAAGGUCGACAACAGAACCUUGCUGUGCAGAGCGAGAGAGUGAGAGAGAGAGCUCAAUGCGAGGCGCAGCAGUGUUAGCGAGCGUGAGCGAACUUUGUGCGUACUUGGCCCUGCCAUCGAGUGAUGGCCAGUAAUGGGGGGACUCUGCAUGGGGUUCCCCAAAGUGUGUCACAGCAGCAGCAGCAGCAGCAGCAGCAGCAGCAUAUCUGCUCCCAGUGUGGCCUAUACUUUGAGAGUGCGUCCUCGUUGCAGGUGCAUCAUAUGCACUACCAUCAGCAUGACAGCAUGAAUCGCUGGGGUUCGUCGCAGCAGCAGCAGCAGCAGCAGCAGCCAGUGGUCAGUACAACGCUUGCAACGACAGCGGUCGCGACGACGACAACGGCCGCCACCAUCACAACGAACGGCUCGGUCGUCCCUUCGUCCACGACGCCCACCUCCUCCGACACGGAGAACAACAACCAGCCCGGGUCGCUUACCCCCACGGGCGGCCUGAAGCCGGUCGCUUCGCCGCAGCAGCAGCAGCAGCAGCAGCACCAUACGACGAUAGCAGCGGCCGCUGACUCGAGCGAUAAUCAGCCGCCAACGCCACAGCCCACCAUCACGGAGCCCGGAACUCCGCAAAGCUACAGUGGUGGUGGUGGUGGUGGUACAUCACCCUACCACACUCAGCAACAUCAGCAGCAGCAGCAGCAGCAGCAGCAACAAGUGAGUCAGCAUCAGCUAGGACUGCCGAGCGGUGCGCCCGGCAGCGAGAUGCACUAUCCGAGCUACAUCCAUCCCGGGGCGUACGAUUACGCGUACGCCGGCGGCCCGGGGCUCGACUACGGCGGUGGUGGUGUGCUCGGUGCACCGCUGCAGCCGACCGACUACAAGUCCAGCUCGUCGGUCGUGUCGUCCGCCCGGUACCAUCCGUACGGUGGCCCGGGAAGCAACGGCCCGGCGGACGGUUCGUCGCCGGCCGUGGUCAGCAGCAACGGUUCGGCUGGCAUGAGCCCGCAGGUGGUAAGUUCUUCGAACGGGGUUAGCGUGGCCGGAAGUGGCAGUGCUGGAGCGGGCAGUGUAACGACGGUCGCCAGCACCACCUCCCACCAGUCGCAGUCGUCGCACUCGCCGCAGAAUGGGACGGGCGGGUCGAACAUUCCGCCGACGCCGUCCCCGUCGCCGAUCCAGUGCGAGAAGUGCGGGCUGGUGUGCGAGUCCGACGAGGCGCUGAACGAGCACGAGGCGACGGUACAUUCGAGCGUGCCGGUACAGUCGGCGCAGGAUCAGCAGCAGCAGCAGCAGCAGCAGCAGCAGCGUGUCGAUCAGGUCGAUCUACAAACUGGCGGCGGAGCGAACUGCUAUCCGUACGGAGGUGGCGGCGGUACGCCCGGCUACCCCGUGAAGGAAGAGACGCCCGCCAGCGACAUCCUCGAUCUCGACUCGCAGAAGAUGGUGGGCUAUGGGGCGGGCGCGGACGGCGGGCUCCUGCCACCGAUGAACUCGCUCCACCCGCUGCAGUCGAUGCAGCGCCACCCGAUGAUGGCCUGGCCGCACCACGACCCGCACAACUUCAUGGGGCCGCCGCCGCCGCUGCCCCCACCGCCGCACCAUGCCGGUGCCGAUAUGAAGCAUUCCGCGGCGGCAGCAGCAGCGGCCGCCGCCGCCUACUACCACCACCCGAUCAAGUCCGAGUACUCGGCCACCCCGUCGAUCAAGUCCGAGUAUCUCGGCGGCGGUGGCGUCGGUGGUGGUGGCCAUUACGGUGCGCCCGGCGGUCCGAUGGUGAAGAACGAGUACAGCCUCGCGCCCACGCUGCCGCCGCCGGCCGUCGCGCCGCAGGCGACGAACCCGCAGUCGAUGAAGCAGUACGCGGACGAGAUGCACGACAAUCAGCUCGCGACCAGCCCGUCCGACUUCCCGAGCACGACGACACCGCAGGAAAGUGGCUCCCAGUAUCGGACGUUCGAGCCGGCCACCUCCUCGCUGCCGGGGACGGGCUCGGGCCCCACCAAGGGCACCGCGUGGAAGUCGAACGAGGCGCGCCGCCCCAAAACGUACAACUGUACCGCGUGCAACAAGUGGUUCACCAGCUCGGGCCACCUGAAGCGGCACUACAACACGACGCUGCACAAGAACGCGGUCAAGUCGAGCGGCCAGCCGGACCCGGCGACGCUGCCGAUCAGUGUGCACCACCAUCCGGGGCGCGAUCCGAACUACGCCAACAAGGGGCGGCGCGGCGGGACCGGCAACGGUGGCGCCGGCGGUUCCGGCGGCGGCGGUGGUGGCGCCGGCGGCGGUGGCUCCCAGCUGCAGCAAACGAUACAGCAGCCGGUACCGCCGCCCGACCCGCCCAGAAGCCCCGAGUACGGGGCGGCCGGCCAGCAGUACGCGGGGGCGGGGUUUCCAGCGGCCGGGACAUCGCCCGGCCAGCAGCAGCACCAUCCGGGCGGCGGCCAGCUAGUCAGCACGAACCAAUCGGCGGGGUUUCACCACCCGUACGCCGGCGCGACCAGCGCGAACGGCGGCAGCACGUCGGCGAGCAGCUCCACUUCUUCAGCGGUUCCCCCAAACGGGGUAGCAGGUCCCUCCGUCCAAGUCUCCCAACCGAGGGGCCUGCAGAUCUACUCGAACAGCAGCAGCAGCAGCAUGGCGGAGCAAAUGGAGCAAGCCACCCAUACCAUUACCACCAUCCUCACGCCCACCACCCAGCAGCCCAUCUGCACGGCGGGCAUCCCGGACAUCCCGGGCACCACCAUCUGCACGGGCACGCGCACCCCGGGCACCCCGGGCACCCGCACGCCCCCCACCAUGGGCAUGGGCUCGCCGCAGCCGCCGCCUCACCAUCUGCAGCAGCGGCAGCAGCAGCCGCCGCCGCAGCAGCAGCUGCCGCCGCCCACCAUCAGUUCAAUGGAGCCCUACCACCACCACCACCACCACCACAUGCACACAAUGCACACGCACAUCUCCAAUCCUUUAACUAUCAGCACCACCAGCAUUCCAUCCUUCCAAACCAUCCUGCCGGAGGCGCCGAGCUAUCACCUUAUUAUUGGUAAUGGGUCGCAGUACCACCCGGGGGGUCAUCAGCUCCACCAGCCGGCGGGGGACGGUGGCCAGUGGGCGGACCUGCCCACCGAUGGGACGGAGGGGCUGAUCGAGUCGACGACGGGCGGACGCACGCCGUUGGGGUUUCCCCGAUGUGCGGGGGGCGCCGAGGUGUACCAGGGCGAUACGGCGCCCCCCUUCUCACCUAACGUACCGGAGCAGUACCACCAGCAGCGGUCGGGGGGUGGCGAGGCCGGUCUACCCAUCGGCAUGACGAUGCUGCACGACGGCCAGCUGGCGACCGAGUCCGGCAAGUACAAGGACUACCUGCAGUCCGAGGUCGACCCGUACCAGGAGCAGCUGCUGUACCGGGUGGCCACCCCGCAGCUCGGCGCCACCGCACCAUCCAUCUCGCCCGCGCCCUGCUCCCCGAGCGUCACCUCGACGGACGUCGGGCAGACGCAGCUGGGACGCGCGCGGGGCCAGAAGGCGGGCCACAACGGCAGCGCGAGCGGGCAGCCGCCGGAGGUCCACCGGUGCAUCGAGUGCGACAAGGUGUUCAACAAGGUGUGCUACCUGACGCAGCACAACAAAACGUUCCACUCGGGCGACAAACCGUACAAGUGUCACCGGUGCGGCAAGCGCUUCCCCUGCAACCAGUCGUACGAGGAGCAUCUGGCGAAGCACGGCGGCGAAAAACCGUUCAAGUGCGAGCAGUGCCCGAAGCAGUUCAACCACAAGACGGACCUGCGGCGGCACAUGUGCCUGCACAGCGGCUCGAAACCGUACGCCUGCGAGCAGUGCGGCAAGGGCUUCAUCCGCAAGGACCACAUGAUGAAGCACGCGGAAACGCACCGGAAGAAUGCGGCGGCGGCGGCGGCGGCCGCCGGCCACGACGGCCCGAAGCGCCCCGGCAAGGGGCAGGGCGGCAUCAAGGGCGGUGGGCGCAAGAUCGUCGGCCUGAUGGACGAAUGACGGUGGCUGUCGCUUCGCUGUCUCACACCGGAGCAGUGAAAAGCCCUCGGUGGAGCCGGCGAUCGGAGCUUGCGAGGUGUCUGCGUACACGUGAGUGAGUGCGGGGGGGGGG